AUUUAUGACAGUAUAUUUAUUUAUAUGGGAAAAGUGGAUAUUUUUAUUUGAUAUUUUAACUAUUUUCAUAAGUAGAAAUUACUAAUUUGAAAAUGGCAGACUACUGGAAAUCUAAUGACCGAAAAUACUGCGAUUUUUGUAAAUGUUGGAUAGCAGACAAUAAGCCUAGUGUUGAUUUUCAUGAAAAAGGUCGACGACAUCAAGAAAACGUGAAGAAACGUUUAAAAAACAUAACAAAAGCUAGUGCAAAAGCCCAUAAAGAAUCAGAAAAUGUGGAUUCAGCUAUUCGAAAAAUGGAACAGGCUGCUAUGGCAGCAUACAGAAAAGACGUUGAAAGUAAUUCUUGUGCUGAUUUAACUUCAAUAGCUAUAACAAAAAAACUAAAAAGUGAAAACUUAGAACUUAAGGAUAACCAAACUAAAGUAUGGCAUGAAGCUAAGUCAAAGGAAGGACAUAUUUAUUAUUGGAAUACACUUACUAAUGAAUCUUCAUGGGAACCUCCAGCAGAUGGCUUUCUAAGUAUAGAAGAACAGCUCAAACAAGAACAUGAUAAAGUAGCAACACAAUUGAGACAGAUUGAAAAACAUAAGAGAAUUGAAGGACUAAAAUUGAUGCAGAUACAAAAAGCAGAAGAGGAAGAAGAAAGAGCUAGGCUAGAACGAGAAAAAUUGAAAGAAAGAAGAGUAACAGUAUCUCCAGAACCAGUAUAUGGUCCUAUAGUUGAUCCAAGUGAUAACCAUCCUUAUGGUAAAUGGAUACCCGUUAAAGAACCAGAAUAUGUAGAUUUACAAUUACCAGUACAGAAUGAUUACUUUGAAGCUCCAGUUGUAUAUGAACCUGAGGAAAUUAAGAAGGAAUUCAAAGAGAAAACAAUUGAAAGCUUAGAUGAUUUCGGUCCUUCAUCAUUUAAAAAGAGAAAAAUGAUUUCAGGUGCUAAAAAAAAUAUGAGGAAAAGGAUAGAUGAUGAAUGAAUUAGAAUUAGAAUUAAAAUAUUAUUUUCAUGAUAAAAUUAUCCAUUUA
Diorhabda carinulata is the source of this 1020-nucleotide messenger RNA. Its product is annotated as WW domain-binding protein 4. The record is from RefSeq and is a predicted model, not a curated record. Gene Ontology annotation, cellular component: precatalytic spliceosome; nucleus. Lineage: Eukaryota; Metazoa; Arthropoda; Insecta; Coleoptera; Chrysomelidae. The transcript has 2 exons. Gene Ontology annotation, biological process: mRNA splicing, via spliceosome. Gene Ontology annotation, molecular function: RNA binding; protein binding; zinc ion binding. The coding region runs from base 93 to 971 and encodes 292 amino acids.